CUACGGAGAGGGCCGUUGGCUUGGGCCUGCGGUACGCCGCUUCAGCGAGGGGCUCGACCGCGGCCACCCGGCCUGUUGCUUUUCUGGGCGCCACUCCUCCGGCUCCCCCAAGACGUGACGCGCCCGUAGCGCAGCACCGAUUCCUCUCGUGCUUUUGGGCGCUGCUCUGAGCAGCGUCACCCUUUAUACCAGAAAACUGGCGGGCACUAUGGGGAAAAAACAAAACAAGAAGAAAGUGGAGGAGGUGCUAGAAGAGGAGGAAGAGGAAUAUGUGGUGGAAAAAGUUCUCGACCGUCGAGUGGUAAAGGGCAAAGUGGAGUACCUCCUCAAGUGGAAGGGGUUCUCAGAUGAGGACAACACGUGGGAGCCAGAAGAGAACUUGGAUUGCCCUGACCUCAUUGCUGAGUUUUUACAAUCACAGAAAACAGCACAUGAGACAGAUAAAUCAGAAGGAGGCAAGCGCAAAGCUGACUCUGAUUCUGAAGAUAAGGGAGAGGAGAGCAAACCAAAGAAGAAGAAAGAAGAGCCAGAAAAGCCUCGAGGCUUUGCCCGGGGUUUGGAACCGGAACGGAUUAUAGGAGCUACGGACUCCAGUGGAGAGCUCAUGUUCCUAAUGAAAUGGAAAAACUCUGAUGAGGCUGACCUGGUCCCAGCCAAGGAAGCCAAUGUCAAGUGCCCCCAGGUUGUCAUAUCCUUCUAUGAGGAAAGGCUGACGUGGCAUUCCUAUCCCUCAGAGGAUGAUGACAAAAAAGAUGACAAGAAUUAACUCUCUUGAGUACCAGCCCCUGUCACAUCUGACUGUGGGUUUCAAGUGGGGAGGGGAAGGAGUUCUACUUGUCUUGAUACCAUAGAAGUGGCUUGAGAAGAUGUCCUUUGAAGAGCCAGUAUAGUUUCUGUGCCCUACAGCAGCCCAAGUGCUUUAAAGCCGUUCCAUGCUGUAUAGUUUGCACACCCAUCCAUGUGGAGGGGAAGGAGGAUAAGUGUUUCAAGGCAAUUCAUUCUGCACUUUGCUGAGAAAAGCGAAGGACCUUCUAUGAAGGACAAAACUUGCAGAAUGGGUAUGUGUGAGAGCAAAAAGAUACUGUAGAUCUUCAAAGAGCAUCUCCACAACCCACAGCCUUCUUCCCAAUAGUGUUAACUGCAUUUUUACAGCGUAGCAUGUGUGUAGUUUUUGGCUAUUACUGCUGUAUUA
Molecule: messenger RNA, 1192 nt
Organism: Eptesicus fuscus (big brown bat)
Lineage: Eukaryota; Metazoa; Chordata; Mammalia; Chiroptera; Vespertilionidae
Product: chromobox protein homolog 1
Exons: 1
Coding region: 209-766 (185 amino acids)
Biological process (GO): negative regulation of transcription by RNA polymerase II; chromatin organization
Cellular component (GO): pericentric heterochromatin; nucleus
Molecular function (GO): chromatin binding
Source: RefSeq, a predicted model, not a curated record